Candida albicans SC5314 is the source of this 1866-nucleotide messenger RNA. RefSeq lists its product as uncharacterized. Gene Ontology annotation, molecular function: ubiquitin protein ligase activity. Lineage: Eukaryota; Fungi; Ascomycota; Pichiomycetes; Serinales; Debaryomycetaceae. Gene Ontology annotation, cellular component: cytoplasm. Bases 1 to 1866 code for a protein of 621 amino acids. The record is from RefSeq and is a predicted model, not a curated record. The transcript has a single exon. Gene Ontology annotation, biological process: ubiquitin-dependent protein catabolic process.
AUGAAUCACCCUCGGCAUAGAGACAGUAUGAGGGUUUUCUUCAGACCAGUUGUUGUUGUUACCUGCUCAAUGAUAUUAUUAUGCUUUUAUUUGUUUAGUUAUAAGAGUGUUGCGACUCAUUUUGAUUGGAAUGAUGCCUUUGACUUAACAAGAAACUCAAGGCAGAAAAUAGAGACCAAAUUCUUGGAGUCACCAAAGCUUGAGCAUGAGACAAACCAGCAACAGCCAAUAGUUCAAGAUGUAGAGCUUGAUUACCCUUUGAAUAGUAUGGUCAGCUCAUUUUUCCCCAUAGACGCAGUACUUCAGUUUAAUACUUCUGAUAACGGGAAUAUAACCACUCACGAGAUGCUUGGAAGAUAUGCUUCUUUUAGUCCCAUUUUGAACCACAGGUUGAAGAGUCAAUAUGCGAUAUUGCCAUUUAAUGCCUGUGAUUUAGACAACUUAACAUCGCUUUCUAAGACUAAGUAUCAUACUAAAGUAUUGAUUGUUUUGAGAGGAGGUUGUACAUUUGUUGAUAAGGUGUCCAAUUUGCUAGAGUCAGAAAUGGAGCCAACUAGUAUUUUGAUUGCUAAUGACGAGCCUUAUAGAGGGUUGAUAACAAUGUUUUCUAAUACGUUCAAUCAAGAUGGAUCAUUGCAAACACCCAUCAUGUUUAUAACCAACGAGGAUUAUCGAUACUUGAAAAGUAUUGAGUAUCAAAAUUUGACUAUAGAAAUUAGCACCGCAUAUAUUGGAAGCUGGCUCAGUAUAAUUUUGUCAAUGGUCUUGUCACCUCCGCUAUUAAUUAUAUUAUUCUAUGCAGUUAUCAUAUGUGGUCAAAAGAUCAGGAGAAAACAAGUAAAUAUUCAGAACGCUAAGAUGGUUAAGAGCUUGCCAAUCUAUAUUUACAACAUAGAUCACUUGGUUUUGGCAAAAUAUUUUCAGCAUUAUUUGAAAGUCACUGGUCAGAGUAACAUGGUUCCGAAAGAUGGAGAAAAUGCAAUGCUAUUAGAAUCUCCAAAACCUUCGCCUAAUGCGUCAUCGUCAUCAAUUAAUAAAAUAAUAGUUGGAGGUAUAGAUUUAAGAUCAUCCAAAGUACAUUUGCAUGCAAUAACUGCACCCGAUGACUUCUAUCCGUCAUAUAAAUGCUCAAUUUGUUUGGAAAAGUAUAUACCAUUGAAGUCAAAGGUGCUUGUACUUGAUUGCAAACAUUUUUUCCACGAGUACUGUUUGUCUAAUUGGCUAAUUAACUUUAAAAGGAGUUGUCCGUUGUGUAACUAUACACUUCAGAGUAGACACGAUCACAAUAGCUCUUAUUGGGUUGCUGAAAGAGAUGACAAUACCAUAGGUUAUGGCAGCAUGGAGGAUUUGGAGGCUGGCCCUUCUAGACGCUCGAAUGCAAUAUCACUAAAUACUUCAGACGGCUCAGGGAGUGACGAGGAGUCUUAUUUACUAGAGAAUACCCUGCAGCAAGGAGUUAAUGAUGUGGUUUCAGAUCAUCCAAGCAAUUACCAAAAAGACAGUCCCAAAACUCAGCACCUACACCCUAGUAAUAAUGUCAUGCUCAACCCUCCAGAAAGUGUUUCCUCAGGUGGUUCCAACUUAACAUUUUAUACAGCCAAUAGUCAGCCCAUCGAAAGUAGCUCAGCUGAAAACGGCCAAUCAGGUCAACCGAAAAGACCUUACCUAAUAUCCAAGCCACUGCAAAUACUAAGUCGAUUAUCUUCUUCAAAACUAUCAGGGGUUGAAUUAAGUGCCAGUAUUGAUUCAGGUAGCGACCAUAAUCAACAAGAACAAAAUUCUUUUGAAUCAUCGACUACAAGCAUAGUUGAACUGGAUCAUGGCGAUGAACUGACAAUAAAUCUUUCAGAGUCCUACAAUAAUUAA